AUGUCAAGUCGAAACUUCGUAGUUUUAUAUUUUCCUCAAUAUCGAAAGAUUCACCGAAAAUUCAGAUUAUUUUACUGUUAUAACCUCCUACCGAUGGACAACAUAUUGGCUCAGAAGGAAUUGGACAGUUGGAACCGCUCCCUGGUCAAUGAUCUCGGUGAGUAUUUGGUGGGUUUUAGUCCAAAUGAAGUUGAUCUGAAAAGUAUCGAUUUGUUUAAAAGUCGACUCUGCCAACUGCUAUCGAGAUGCCAUCCAAAUCUGACCGAGAUCGGAAAUGAUCGAAGCCGAUCCGAUUGGGACAUCGCAUAUGCUCAAUUUGUAGAUGUGAUGGGAUUUGUCCCACACUCGGCGGAGUUCUGGUGGCGAGUACCUCAAGAUGAAGAAAUAUUAACUGAGAACCAAUGGAAAGUAAAAUAG
Messenger RNA from Adineta ricciae, 417 nucleotides. NCBI's taxonomy places the organism in Eukaryota, Metazoa, Rotifera, Eurotatoria, Adinetida, Adinetidae. The record is from the annotation of a GenBank genome assembly.